CCCCAUAAAUCCUCACCUAUCCGACUCCAAAGACUUGUCUUGACCACCCGUUCAACCAAGCCAUCCAUACUCGACCUCACGUUGCCCGCACACCGGCAUCAGACAUCGAUACCGAAAUACUCUCUACUCUCCCGUGAAGAUCCCUACACUUCAUCAUGCUUCGACGCACUAUUACCUCGGUCAUCAGCAAGACCAAGCCUACCGCAACCGCCAUCCAGACUUUUAGUACAGUCGAAGACCCUCGCAACAAGGCGCGCACCCAGCAGAUCGUGGAGCAGGCGCAGAAUCCAUCAGAAUCCCCCGCAUACAAAACGAUCAAGGAGAAGACAGGCCAGGAUCAAGACGCAGUCAAACGCUCCCAAAUGGUCGGGCUCGCCCAGCAGUCUCACGCCAAUGGUACCGUUGUCAAGGAGCAACAACCUUCACCCCACACCGAACCCUGGAGUCCUCACGAUGGUCUUCUCGACAGGAGCGCGACGAUGAUUACGAUUCCCUCUGUCUGGCCUCAUAUGUGGUAA
Molecule: messenger RNA, 518 nt
Organism: Periconia digitata
Lineage: Eukaryota; Fungi; Ascomycota; Dothideomycetes; Pleosporales; Periconiaceae
Source: the annotation of a GenBank genome assembly